AUGAUCAAAGUGCUGGUGCCACCAUUGUCUUGUAUGAUACAACUAUCAUUACUAAGGCUGCGUAUGAAAAUCAGCGAUUACAAUGACAGGACGGUUCAUAACGCUUCUGAACUAGCCACUGCCAUCGUUGUAAAUGCGUCGAAAGUAAAAAACACUCUCACUAAACUUGAUCUCUAUGGGAACCAAAUAUCCGAUAGAGGAGGUGAAGCCUUAACAGAAGCAGUAAAAAGAUGGGCAAGUCCAAGUCCGGACUGGGAGACUUUUGCAUCCGGACUGGGACUGGACUGGGACUGGAAGCCUUCUGUUCAAGUUAAAGUUGAAUCAUCUCGAUCUAAAAUUGAUGAUAAAAUAAAUCAAGCUAUCGUUCAAGAUCUCGUAAUUGAUUUGGGUCUGCCUCUGUCUAUGGGAGAAAGAGAUUCAGUUAUUCGUUUUAUAAAAAAAGUCGAUCCGAAAUAUUCCGUGGUCAGCAGAAGAUCUAUUUCUCGUCAGUAUAUGCCUGAAUUAUAUGAUAAAAUGAUUUUAAAUCUAAAAUCGAUUUGUAAUGAAGCUCGCUGGGUAUCGCUCACGUUAGAUACAUGGACAGAUCGACGUAAAAGAUCUUAUUUCGCUGCCACCGGUCACACUAUUAUCAGCGAAAAUUUCAAAUCUUUCGUGUUAGCAUUCAAAGAAUUAAAUGGAAUUCAUAACGGCCCUCUAUUGUUAUCUGAACUGAAUGCUGUUAUCUCGACGUUUUCAUUAGAUUCAAAACUAGUUCGUCUUGUCACUGAUAGUGCCAGUAAUAACUUAACACCAUUUCGAGGUUUUGUUGUUCCAGGGUUUGAAUCAUAUUUUGUGCCCGAUGACGUUGACGAUGAUACUGCAAAUGACUUCGAAAACGACUCAGGCUCUGACGUUGAAGCCUCAUCCGACGACGACUCAGACGAAACUGAUGAAAUCUACUUUGAAUCACCCGACGUUUUUCGAAUACCAUGCUUCUCACAUACUUUACAGUUAUUUGGUAAAGACGGACUUAAAAAGACCGGAGUUUCCGCAAAAAAUGCAUUAGAAAAAUGUUCAGCUAUCACUAAACUUAGUCAUCAAUCUACACAUUUCGCGGAACGUCUCGAACGUAUUAAUGUCUCGAUACCUUCUCCAAAUAAGACUCGAUGGAACAGUCAGUAUGACACUCUAUGUAAAAUUGUUAGUAUGCCUACAGAAAGUCUGAAUCAAAUUUUGAAAGACUUAUAUAAACCGGAUUUGUGUUUGUCUGGUAAGGACAUUUCAAUUUUAAAUGAAUUUGCAGAUGUGUUAGCGUUUUUUUCUGAAGCCACUAAACAGUCACUCUCUGAUAAAAAAAAAUGGAAGUGGAAAACAAUGUAUGCUGUGGCCGACAUCGGACUUAAAGCUUAG
Molecule: messenger RNA, 1389 nt
Organism: Didymodactylos carnosus
Lineage: Eukaryota; Metazoa; Rotifera; Eurotatoria; Philodinida; Philodinidae
Source: the annotation of a GenBank genome assembly